CAUAUGGUCAAGCAAAAAUUGUCCAUUUUGUUCCUCUUGGCGCUAAAAAAUGUCAUCUCUUUCGACGGCCCAUCACCGCCCUUUACGCUUUACCCCCCUUCUAAUCCCUUGAUCAAAAAUCCUCCGACACUUCUCAAACGCCAUUUUCCAAACUCACUUUCAAUAUCAUAACUCCCGAAUCUUCUAGAAACCAUGGAUCAACAACCUACCAAGUCGUCUCAGGCCACCGACCACAAUAACAAGCCUGAACCACCGACCGAGGCCCCCCACCCGAAGCCCGAUCCGAGUCAGAAACUCGCGGACACAGCCGAGACAGCCAAUGGAGACAACAAUAACAACUGGCAAAGUAUCGAAAUGGAAUCUGAGUCUCAGAAAACUGAUACUCAAGCUGAAACUCAUAAUAAGAUUCAUACGGAAAAGUGUACCAAUCAGCCGGAACUGUCGCCUACGGUGUCCGUUUCAAAGAAAUCGGUCCACUGGAGCCCCGACUUGGUGACCGAAUCACGCGCUCCUAAUACUGGUAAUUACGAUUAUAACAUGCCUGAUCGUGACAGAUCCAAUCCUUAUGUUACUCACAGCCCGGCCGCACCGUCCUCUUCAUUUUCUUUUAAAGAUGCGAUGGUGAAUGUGAAAGACGUGCUCGGGCGGUGGAGGAAGAGAGUUGGAGAAGCAACAAGAAAAGCUGAGGAUCUAGCAGGAAACACGUGGCAGCACUGGAAAUGCACUGAGACACUGGGCACAUUGCAAUGCAUGCUGAAAACUGCCCCAAGUUUUGCUGAUGCUGCAAUGGGAAGACUAGCACAGGGAACAAAGGUUCUGGCAGAAGGUGGUCAUGAGAACAUCUUUAGACAAACUUUUGAGACCGUUCCUGAGGAGAAACUUCAAAAUUCAUAUGCUUGUUACUUAUCCACAUCAGCUGGUCCAGUGAUGGGAAUCUUAUAUGGAUCUACGGCCAAGCUUGCAUUCGGCAGUGACAAUCCGCUUUCUUAUAAAUCUGGUAGUCAAAUAGAAUGGAGCUAUUAUAAGGUAGUUAUUCCAUUACACCAGCUUAAAGCAGUCAAUCCUUCAGCAAGCAGAAACAAUCCUGCUGAGAAAUAUAUACAGGUUAUUUCUGUUGAUGAUCAUGAGUUCUGGUUCAUGGGCUUUUUAAAUUACAAUGGUGCUGUGGAGUUCCUGCAGGGAAUCUUGCAGACCCGUAACAUGGAGACUGUUUGACACUUGAGACGGCUCAAGUUUUUACUCUAAUGUAAGAUGUUAUUUAUUUAUGCAACCACCAAGUAGUGCAGCUUGUCUCUGGAAAUGGCACUAGGUAUUGUCGAGAUAAUGUCUGGAAUAUUUUUCAGUUAUAUUAGUCAAUAUGGUUGUAAUUUAUGCGUUCAACUUUUGUCAGGGAGCUUUAUAUUGUAUUGAAUCAUAUACAUAUUUAGUGAAAUUUUCAUUUGUUUC
Mangifera indica (mango) is the source of this 1446-nucleotide messenger RNA. RefSeq names its product GLABRA2 expression modulator-like. Bases 193 to 1215 code for a protein of 340 amino acids. Lineage: Eukaryota; Viridiplantae; Streptophyta; Magnoliopsida; Sapindales; Anacardiaceae. The record is from RefSeq and is a predicted model, not a curated record. The transcript is spliced from 5 exons.